AGAUGGAGAGGUAGCAAACCAAAGAAGGCAUUAAAAAGUUCAGUUUCCAAUUAUCUAUCAAAACCUACAAUGGAUCCUGUGGCAGUUGCCCCUGCAGUACAGCAGAACGAUGCCUUGCUUAACGUCCAAAAGCCUGGUGGCUGGGAACCAAUUAAGAACAUCAAUGACCCAUAUGUUCAAGAGUUGGGAAGGUUUGCAGUGAUGGAGCAUACACAUAACCUUUGUGGGGCAUCGUACGAGUUCAUCCGUGUCGUGAGCGGUGAGUCUCAGGUGGUGGGCGGGAAAAAAUACUGCCUUGUGAUCGAGGUGAAAGAGACGAUAAUAAUUCCGAGUAUGCCGAGUUCCAUCAAGUUUUUCAAGGCUAUUAUGCUGGACAAGGCAUGGGAGAAGUCCUGGGCGCUCUUAUCCUUUGUGCCUUGCGAACCCAUCAAUUGAAGCUAGCUAUAUAUCUAAUAUAUAUGCAAUAUGCUGCAUUAUCUUUAUCUAUGUAAUCGGAUAUGAUAUCAAAUAAAAUGACUAUCUAUGUCUACUUUUAUAAGUCCAAA
Messenger RNA from Momordica charantia (bitter melon), 545 nucleotides. RefSeq names its product cysteine proteinase inhibitor 6. The record is from RefSeq and is a predicted model, not a curated record. Lineage: Eukaryota; Viridiplantae; Streptophyta; Magnoliopsida; Cucurbitales; Cucurbitaceae. Gene Ontology annotation, molecular function: cysteine-type endopeptidase inhibitor activity.